This is a messenger RNA of Drosophila serrata, 1602 nucleotides long. RefSeq lists its product as uncharacterized. The record is from RefSeq and is a predicted model, not a curated record. Lineage: Eukaryota; Metazoa; Arthropoda; Insecta; Diptera; Drosophilidae.
CGAUGUGAAAUCAUAUAUAUUCUUGAUUUUUCAAAAUUUAUAGAGUAUGUAGAUUUUGCUUGAGCAACUAGUGCUGCCAGACAUUUCGGCCACGACCGACCAGCGCUGCCGGACUUUCUCUUCGAUAGGAACUAGUUCGAUGAGUCGAUAGGUUCGGCAGGUUCGAUAGACUUAUUUCGGUUUUGAGCGCAUUUUGCGACGACAGCAGAAACAACAACAAAAAAACAAAUAAAUGUAAUUAAAUGGAUGGAAUUAUUAAACGGCGUUCGCUGACGCUCAGCACUCGCUUGCUGCAAAAGCGGCACAGUGCCUCGCCCCAGAGCUGCGGGCGCCCAGGAAGCGGAAGCGCACAGGAUGUAAGCUGCUCCUCGGAGACUCCCGGAUCUCCCUCCUCUGCGGUCAGCAUCACAGAUGAUGUGGAGAGCACGCCGCCGCACAAGCGGCAGCCCAGCCUGGACGACAGCGUUGACUUCUCACCGCGCCUGGACGUCAGUCUGUCGCCGCAUUGCCUCUUCUCGCAGACACUUGCCAUCGAGAGCCCCGAGGUGGGCUGGCGCUGGAACCGCAGCAGCAACGCCACCACAGACAGCGGCUUCGAUUCGGCGGAGCUGAGCGUGCGGGACCGUCGCCGACAGAUCACAUUCAAGGGCUGCGAGGACCGACGCAGCCAGCUGGACAACAACCAGUGGCGAGCGCAACAGAUGCGGGCCCGGGAUCUGCUCAAAGAGCGCUGUGACAAGCUGCACCGCCAGCUGGACCAGGUGGCAGUGUCUGAGAAGGUGCCUGAACCGAUGGAAACGCCAAGAGUUUCUGUUCCUGUAGCUGCCCGUACCAGAUCGGCCAGUAAGAGGCCUUCACCGGAGUCACAACCGCCUGAGCCAGCUCUUCCUGUAGCUGAUCCAAUGGUGGACUUCCUGAACGACUCGGAGUCGGACAUGUUUCUGCUUGAGGCCUCGCAGCAACUAGAGUCCAAGCUAGAGGAGCAGAAACCACCGAAGCCAGCAGGCACCACACCGACCAGUCACCACAAGGCCAAGCGGCCAUCGUUUUACAUGAAGUUUCUGGAGGACGAGAGUGAGAGUGAGGACUGGCUAAGUGCCCUGGAGGAGGCAGUGCAGCAGGCCACUAUGCCGCCUAAGAAGCCGCGCAAUUCGCUGCAACGCUACAAGUCGAUGCCUACCACCGGGGAUGCGUCCAGCGGAAUCUCCACACUAACCAAUGUGAUGGCUGGUAAUGGACCGGCUACCUGUACAAGUGCCUCCUCCGCUUCCGGAUCUGCGCUAGCCGAUACGCCGCGUAUGAAGCGGCAUGCCAGCUCCCACGCCCUUUCCCCGGCAACCUCGCACGCUCGUGGAAAAUUGUUUGGCAGUCGGAAAUGAAAGGCGACACGGAUAACAGAUCAAACCCAUCUUCCCCGAAUGUGAUGAGAGCGUGGAUAAGUGUUAAGUAUUUUGAUUUUGUUCCAAUUUAGUUUGUUUCAUUUCUUAUUAUUUUCCUUGACCACUCGCCAGAAAGGCGUGCGCGCUAAUUGAUUCAUGCAUCUGUUAAGCGUCUUUGUAAAUGUAAAUUUAAGACUAAUUAAAAAUUAAUUGUAAUUUAAAA